Messenger RNA from Acomys russatus (golden spiny mouse), 1684 nucleotides. It is a transcript of the gene B3glct, whose product is annotated as beta 3-glucosyltransferase. Bases 77 to 1546 code for a protein of 489 amino acids. Lineage: Eukaryota; Metazoa; Chordata; Mammalia; Rodentia; Muridae. The transcript has 15 exons. Gene Ontology annotation, cellular component: membrane. The record is from RefSeq and is a predicted model, not a curated record. Gene Ontology annotation, molecular function: acetylglucosaminyltransferase activity.
AGCGCGAGAAGGGUCAGGCGCGCAGGGCGUCCGCGCAGCUCGGCUCCGGGAAGGGCGCGCAGCCUCCGCCUCCGGGAUGCGGCCGCCCGCGCUGCUGGCGCUGCUCGGCUGCUCUGCGGCUUUUGCUUUGGUGUCUGAAGAGAUAAAAGAAAAAGUCAAGCCUCCUCAGGACUUGGAGCAAAGUAGUCUACCAAAGGAACAUGACAUAGACUUAAAAGAAAUUGUGUUUGUCAUCCAGAGUCAAAGUAAUCCUUUUCAUGCCAGGAGAGCAGAACAGUUGAAAAGAAACAUUUUAAAACAGGCUGCAAAUCUGACACAGGAUCUCCCCCGAGUCCUUCUUCUCCAUCAGUUGGCGAGGCAGGAGGGCGCUUGGACCAUCCUUCCCUUGUUGCCACACUUUUCUGUAUCGUACAGCAAGAAUUCAGCGUGGAUUUUCUUCUGUGAAGAAGAGACAAGAAUACACAUCCCCAGGCUCCUAGAAGCACUCAGACAAUACGACCCAUCUAAGGAAUGGUUUUUAGGAAAGGCACUACAUGACGAAGAAUCAACGAUCAUUCACCAUUAUGCCUUCUCUGAGAACCCUACAGUCUUUAAGUACCCCGACUUUGCAGCUGGCUGGGCCCUCAGCAUUCCACUUGUAAACAAGCUCGCCAAGAGACUGAAGAGUGAGCCCCUGAAAUCUGACUUCACCAUAGACUUAAAGCACGAGAUUGCACUCUACAUCUGGGACAAAGGCGGAGGACCUCCCCUCACUCCUGUGCCUGCGUUUUGCACGGAUGAUGUGGACGCCCACUGCGCCACCACAUUCCGCUCUUCUCUUCCGCUCUGCGGAGCACCAGUGAAGAAGGAGGAGAUUUUUGUUGCAGUGAAAACAUGCAAGAAGUUUCAUGCUGACAGAAUACCCGUUGUAAAAAAGACAUGGGCAGCACAGGCGAGCCUCAUUGAAUACUACAGCGACUUUGCGGAAGAUGCCAUUCCCACUGUGGACUUGGGGAUUCCCAAUACAGAGAGAGGUCAUUGUGGAAAAACAUUUGCCAUUUUGGAAAGAUUUCUGAAUCGCAGCCAUGACAAAAUAGCGUGGCUAGUCAUUGUGGAUGACGAUACCUUAAUCAGCAUCUCCAGGCUCCGACAUUUGCUUAGCUGCUAUGACUCCGGCGAUCCAGUGUUUCUGGGUGAGCGCUAUGGCUACGGCCUGGGCACAGGUGGCUACAGUUACAUCACAGGAGGAGGCGGCAUGGUCUUCAGCAGGGAAGCCAUCCGGAGGCUUCUUGCCAGCAGCUGCCGAUGCUACAGCAACGACGCUCCGGAUGACAUGGUCCUCGGCAUGUGCUUCAGUGGGCUGGGGGUCCCCGUGACACACAGCCCCCUCUUCCAUCAGGCUCGGCCAGUAGACUACCCUAAGAGCUACCUCUCUCAUCAAAUUCCCAUAUCAUUUCACAAACACUGGCACAUUGACCCGGUGAAGGUGUAUCUCACGUGGCUGGCACCCAGCGAGGGAGACAGAGCCGCGCAGAAGACACAGAAAGAUCCAAGAGAAGAACUGUAGAACUCAGUCUGGGAAGAGAGGAGCCGCGAGGUCCACCUGUCUGCUGAGCUGUGGUCCGGCUGCUCGCGUAUGCUGUGUGAGGUAGACACUUCCCAGCACAUGUGGAAAUACGGUCAUUUUGGAGUCCCCAUGGACUCA